Prorocentrum cordatum is the source of this 480-nucleotide messenger RNA. The record is from the annotation of a GenBank genome assembly. Lineage: Eukaryota; Dinophyceae; Prorocentrales; Prorocentraceae.
AUGGCGCAGGCCGUCCUUGGUCUUCGCACCAUGCGUCGCCCCCCCGGCAUGAGAACGCCAGUCGGCGGCACCGCCGCGCCGCAGCAGCUCGCUCGCACGGCUCCUGCGUGGCACCUGGGGCUCCAGGGCAACGUCGGAUGCCACUCCUCACCCCUGGACGGUGCCGCGGGCGAGUGGGAGAGGCCCACCUCCGUGGGGACGCCCGAGAGGUUCGCUUCCCAGGGCUCCGCGUCGACGGCCAGCGACAUGCCGCUGACGGCGCCGCCAGGGCGGUGGGCCGUCGGCUCCGAGGCGGGCGCUGCGCCCACGGUGCCGCGGGCUGGGUGCUGGGGCUGCCCGCAGUCGCCGACGCGCUGCCAACUGGACCCCGUGCCGGGCGGCCUGGCUAUGCCCGGCCGCCGCGCCGCGGCGCCGUCGGACCCCCUCAGCAGCCAUGCCGAGAAUGAGUGUCCAGUCGGGCAUGUCCCUCGACAGGAAUGA